Molecule: messenger RNA, 3591 nt
Organism: Cannabis sativa
Lineage: Eukaryota; Viridiplantae; Streptophyta; Magnoliopsida; Rosales; Cannabaceae
Product: protein WEAK CHLOROPLAST MOVEMENT UNDER BLUE LIGHT 1
Exons: 4
Coding region: 593-3217 (874 amino acids)
Source: RefSeq, a predicted model, not a curated record
GAGGGGUGAGAAAAGAGAAUUGAAUUGAUAUGUCCAUAAAGUAGACAAAAAACAUUAAUAAUAAUAAUAAUAAUAAUAAUAAUAAUAAUAAUAAUAAUUCUACUCUCUUCUCUUUCUCUUCUCUUGACUUAAUUCAGAAAACAAGCUAAGCUUAAUAGCUAUAACCUUUGUGGUUCUCCUCUCUUUCUAAUUUCUAUUCCAUAACACUUAUAAUUUUCUUAUCUCAAUUCUCACACACAAUUUAUCAAACACUUAAGCUACAUAUUCAUAUAUACACAUAUAUAGUUAUAUACAUAUAUAUACACACUUUUCUUAGCUGAUUUUGUUCUGUUCUUCUAAUGGGGUCUGUUCUGGUCUGUUAAAGGUUUGUUCUUUUUGGUGGGUCUGUGAAAAUUAUUCCCUUUUCAUUGAUGGGUCUCUUACCUUAUAUUAACACCAAAAAACAAAAUAUAGCUUACAGAUGGAUCUAGACUGUAAUCUUUGACAACAUAUAUUCUCAAAUUCUCUGGUCCCCCUUUUUCGUAUCUUGAUUAAUCCGGUUCUUUAUUGGGAAUUCGGAUACAUUUUCGGUACAUUUUAUCAGUUUCGGGAAAUGGAAGAUGUGAAAAUUUCUGAACAGUUGCCUCCAGAAACCUCUUCAUUGUCUCACCAUGAUGAGAUGACUGAUAAAUCAGUUCUGAAUGGAAAAGCCGAAACUGGGAGUGACUUGUCUAUUGGAGAAAGUACUAAGUUAACUGAGACUGUUCAAGCUUCUUUAGAUCAAAACCAACUUGUUCCAACAGAUAAUCAAGCAUCUAGCUCAGCAAUCUCAGUGGAUACAUCUGUCGAAAAUCAACUUUCGUCAGCUUUAGCCUCACCAAAAACAUUCGAUGAAUCAGAGACUCGUGAUGAGGUUGUUAUGAAAAGUUCAGAAAAUGGAGCUGUACAACAUACCUCUAAUGGUAAUGGGGUUGCAGAAGAUACCUAUAAUGAAGCUUCAACAUCGGUGGAGACUUCUGAAACAGGAGCAAAACACGAUGCCUCUGAUGAGCCGAAAUCUCUAGAACAUAGUAUCGAGACUGCCCAUGUGCCUUCUGCUUCAUCACCCGAGCUAACAAUCUCUAAAAGUGACGAUCAUGGUGUACCGCCUAUUGAUCUUUCUCUCCCGGACACAAAAAUUGCCAAGGUUGUUGUCCGUAAAGAAGAUUUUGUUGAUUCUCCUAAACUUGUUAAGCAACUUAUUGCAAAUAGAGGUCUUAUUGAUACAACAGCUCCUUUUGAGUCUGUUAAAGAGGCUGUUUCUAAGUUUGGAGGAAUUGUUGAUUGGAAAGCACAUAAAAUUCAGACAGUAGAGAGACGGAAGCUUGUGGAGCAAGAACUUGAGAAGGCGCAGGGGGAGAUCCCCGAAUACAGGAAAAUAUCAGAGACCGCAGAGCAGUCAAAAGUACAAGUAUUGAAAGAGUUGGACAGCACUAAGAGACUCAUUGAAGAAUUAAAGCUUAAUCUCGAGAGGGCACAAACAGAAGAAGAUCAGGCGAAACAAGACUCAGAACUCGCGAAGCUACGUGUGGAAGAGAUGGAGCAAGGGAUUGCUGAUGAGGCUAGUGUUGCUGCCAAGGCACAGCUCGAGGUUGCUAAGGCCAGGCAUACAGCUGCGGUUUCAGAGCUGAAAUUUGUAAAAGAGGAGUUAGAAGCAUUGCGUAAAGAGUAUUCUUCUUUGGUAACUGACAAAGACGUGGCUGCCAAGAGAGCCGCAGAGGCUGUUGCUGCCUCCAAGGAAGUUGAGAAAACAGUUGAGGAACUCACUAUCGAGCUGAUUGCAACGAAGGAGUCGUUGGAGUCUGCACAUGCUGCACAUUUGGAAGCAGAGGAACAAAGAAUUGGAGCGUCCAUGGCGAGGGAGCAAGAUUCUCUUAAUUGGGAUAAGGAACUAAAACAAGCUGAUGAGGAGAUCCAGAGACUUAACCAACAAAUUCUAUCGGCUAAGGAUCUCAAAUCGAAGCUCGAUGCUGCCUCAGCCUUACUAGUUGAUUUGAAAGCCGAGUUAGCUGCUUACAUGGAAUCGAAGUUGAAGGAGGAAUCUGGUGAAGGAAAAUCAAAUAGUGAAAUAGAGGGAUCAGAGGGAAAAACUCAUACCAACAUUCAAGCAGCAGUUGCUUCAGCCAAGAAUGAGCUCGAGGAAGUAAAGGUCAACAUAGAAAAAGCAUUGGCUGAAGUCAAUUGCUUAAAGAUGGCUGCUCAAUCAUUAAAAGUGGAAGUUGAAACUGAGAAAUCAGCUCUUGCCUCGAUGAGACAGAGAGAAGGAAUGGCAUCGAUAGCUGUUUCAUCUCUUGAAGCCGAUCUGGACAGGACUAAAUCAGAGAUAGCUCUUGUUCAGUCGAAGGAGAAAGAAGUUGCUGAGAAGAUGGUAGAACUACCGAGGAAAUUACAGCAAGCAGCGCAGGACGCUGAUCAGGCCAAGACACUUGCUCAAAUGGCUCGUGAAGAGCUACGAAAGGCAAAGGAAGAAACAGAACAAGCAAAGGCUACAGCAAGCACUAUGGAGAGUAGAUUACUUGCAGCACGAAAAGAAAUUGAGGCUGCCAAAGCUUCGGAAAAAUUGGCUUUGGCAGCUAUCAAGGCCUUGCAAGAGAGUGAAUCAGCUAGAUCAUCUAACGAUGUGGAUUCACCUUCAGGGGUAACACUUUCUUUAGAGGAGUACUAUGAACUAAGCAAGCGAGCACACGAGGCAGAAGAGUUGGCAAACGCGAGGGUUGCAUCAGCCAACUCUGAAAUUGAACUAGCUAAAGAAUCUGAGUUAAGGAGCUUGGAAAAGUUGGACGAAGUUAAUCGGGAGAUGGCUUCUAGAAGAGAAGCAUUGAAAAUCGCAAUGGAUAAGGCCGAGAAGGCCAAGGAAGGGAAGUUGGGAGUAGAACAGGAGCUAAGAAAAUGGAGGGCAGAACACGAGCAACGACGCAAGGCCGGUGAAACUGGUCAUACUGCAGUGAACCCCAUAAAAAGUCCAAGGGCUAGUUUCGAGGGGAGAAAAGAAGCAACCACCUCUGACCGAGUAUCUGAUGCUACUGUUCCUCCUCCCGUACAUUACGCUCCAAGCCCGAAUUCAUAUGCACGCGGGAAUGACAGUGAAACUGAUUCAUUUCAAGAAACCAAGGCUGGAAAGAAAAAGAAGAAAUCUUUGUUCCCGCGAUUUCUUAUGUUCUUGGCAAGGAGAAGAGCACAUUCCACCAAGUCAACAUAACCCCUCUCCUCCUCGGAAUUGGCUAGUGAUAUUCUUUGCUGUUGUGGUUUAAGCUCUUAUUUUUGUUGGUGGUUUCAUUCUCAGGCAGUGAACAUUAUAUACUAAAUUUUACCAUACAGAGAAUUUCUUGGAUGUACAUGUUGGUGGUGAUAAUUUGUUGAAUGUAUUAUAAAGAUGAUUGGAUGAUUUUUGUUUAUGUUGUAAUAAAGUUGGGUUGGACUUGUCAUCAUUAAUUUUGAUGAUUUUGGCCAAAUACUUACUAAUAUGUACUGUACAAGCCUGGAAAAUAUUGAAAAAAUAUACUGCUGUUGUAAUAGUUUUUCCAAGUUUGCAUUGCAUAAUCAAAGAAUUAGUGUGGGGUUUUUUGUGAGCUA